Messenger RNA from Neocloeon triangulifer, 958 nucleotides. RefSeq names its product ADP-ribosylation factor-like protein 6 (gene Arl6). The record is from RefSeq and is a predicted model, not a curated record. Gene Ontology annotation, molecular function: GTP binding; GTPase activity. The transcript has 4 exons. NCBI's taxonomy places the organism in Eukaryota, Metazoa, Arthropoda, Insecta, Ephemeroptera, Baetidae. Gene Ontology annotation, cellular component: axoneme; cytoplasm. Gene Ontology annotation, biological process: protein localization to cilium; intracellular protein transport; cilium assembly. The coding region runs from base 203 to 781 and encodes 192 amino acids.
GCCCAAAUUCGGCCCGAAAAAGCAAAAAAAUCGGCCGAAAUGCAACGUGAGAAGGAGCACUGCAGUCGGCGCAGCAGCGUAGCGAGUUUAACUGACUCGGGAGAGCCGCUCCCAGGCCAGUCUGACUCGCCGCCGGAAAGUAAAAAUUUACAGAGAACUGACAAACAUUAGCCCGAAAGAGCUUGCAAAGUUUUAAAAUAACAUGGGUCUGCUGACCAAGCUGAUGACCAUCCUGGGCUUUAACAGACGUGAGGUCAACGUCCUCGUGGUCGGACUAAACAACAGUGGUAAGUCCACGCUGGUCAACCAGUUGAAGCCGGACGAACAGAGGGCCACGGAGAUCGUCCCGACGGUGGGAUUCAACAUUGAGAAAUUCAACAAUAAAAAUGUGGGCUUCACUGCUUUCGAUAUGGCUGGACAAGGCAGAUACAGGGAGCUGUGGGAACACCACUACAAGGACUGUCAGGGCAUAAUUUUCGUCGUCGACUCUUCGGAUGGUCUUCGUUUGGUCGUGGCUCGAGAUGAACUUGAGGCCCUUCUCGACCACCAGUAUAUUAAAACGAAAAAACACCUGCCCAUUCUAGUUUUCGCCAAUAAAAUGGACGUGCGUGGCGCACUUUCGGCAGUUCAAGUUUCUGCAAGUCUUGGCUUAGAAAAUAUUUCCAAUAAACCUUGGCACAUUUGCGCGAGCAACGCAAUGACUGGAGAAGGACUUCAGGAAGGAAUCGAAUGGCUGACGAACCAAAUUCGACAGUCCGUAAUGCUCGAGGCAUCGUCAUAAAUUACAAAUUUCUUUUAUUAUAAUAAAAGUAAAGCAAAAUUCUAGUCUUCAAAUUCAAAUGAUAUUAAAUUUUCCAAGUUUAUCAGACUGAAAAAUACAGACUAAAAAUCCUAGGCACUAUAAUAUUUAGUUAAUAAAACAUGUGAAUUUUUAAUAACAUAAAAUAUAUUAUUUUAU